AUGUCUAGGGACAUUCUUCUUUCAGUACUCGAUCAGAUCCCCUCAUCAAUUCCUACAACCAUAUUCACUUAUCCCAUUGAUCAUCCCAUUAAGUCAUUGAUUUUCGAUGAAGCAGACAGUGACGUUUUCGAAGAAGCAGACGAUGAAAUGACUGAGUCUUCCGAUAAAACGAAUGAUGAGCCUUCUGAUGAGGUGACACCUACUGAAUCAUCAGAGGCCACCGCUACUAAAGAAGCUCCGAAGUGUGUGGACAAGCAAAACUGCGAGUCUCUCGCUCGCGAAGGAUUUUGCAAAAUGAAUUUCCCGGAUCGUAUCAAGAAGGCCAGUUGUCCGGUAGUGUGCAACCUCUGCAAUUGA
Molecule: messenger RNA, 357 nt
Organism: Haemonchus placei
Lineage: Eukaryota; Metazoa; Nematoda; Chromadorea; Rhabditida; Trichostrongylidae
Source: the annotation of a GenBank genome assembly